GAGGUGCCCGGGCCGGCGCGUUCCGGCACAGCCAGGGCAGCGCGCAGCCUCCGCUUCCCCCGCUCCCCGCCGGCUGCGGCACAGAGCUGGAGUGCCCCGGUCUGAGGUGCCCCUUAGAAAGCUGCGUGCGGGCACGAACUGCGCUAGAUGUCUUCGUUGUUAACAUUUUUGUAAUGAGAUGUGAAGAGAAGGUGUUAUUUGGAGCGCUUAUCGUCGUGUUGGACUGUCCCAGCGAGCGGAAGAAAGAAAGAAAGGCAGUCGGGUGCUUCACAUUGCCGCGGCUUUCUCUCCUCGUAAACGCUUAUAACAGCGCUUGUUCCACUUGCAGAGGCGAAUUUUUGUGCAUGGAAGCACAACCAAAGGCUGUUUCCAGAACAGAGCCCCGCUCUGAGCAGCGCUGGCGUUCUGGGAGGCUCGGUUAGCGAUUGGUGUAGCGCCCAGUUUAUAUUGUUGGAUUAUUAAAUUGUUGAGGCGUACUGCUCUGUACAGUGAGACUGAGAGGCACCUUUAGUGUUAAAGAUCUACUUUGCAACAUGCUAACGCAGGUUUUUUUUCAGUAUCAGUAAAACUAUACUCUCUUCAAGACAUGUUGAUUUCUUUUUUUUAAGUAACUUCUCAAAACAGAGCUUGGGAUGUGAAGGACCAUCGGGAACAACAGCAAAUACUCUGUUACAAUUAAGUACAAUUGUUCUUGUUAUUAAUGUAAAAAUCGUAUCGCUAUCAGGUUACUUGAUAUCUCAGAUUCCUCUCUCUCUCGUUUUGCAGUGAUGGACUGAAGCUCAAAACUGAAGUGCUGGAUGGAAAGCCUAGGCUAAUUUUAGCUUCUUCUGAUUGUUUUUCAGGAUCAAGUUGUUACUAAAUACUUCUUUCAUAUGUCUGUGUUUGUUUCCCAAAAGAUAAAUCAAGGCCUGCCAUGAAGAUGGGUAAUAAAGCCAGAGCACCUAAACAGGCAUUGAGAAUAAAGCACUCUGGGCUCAUCUUGAGGCCAACACAAAAUGCUUGUAUCAAGCAGGAAAAUGUAACAAAACCAAGGAGUGAAUCAAGCUUAUCCAUAACAAAAGGUGAAAAACUGCACAUUAAUAAACACUCCUCACAUGAAGCCAAAAUUAAAGGUUACUCUUUGGUUUUCCAAAGAGGUAAGACAAACAGAUACCCUGAUUCAGAGGAUCCUAGUAUUGUGAAAAAAACUCCACACAAACCUCAAGCCCCGCAUGUAUCAGCUGAAGACUUGGAAAGUUUGGUGUGUUUAACACAAGCACAGCUUCAACAAAUUUUGAUGAUUGUUAAAGAAGGAAGAAGCAUCUCUGAGACUCCUAAUGAAAAGCAAGAGGAAAUUGCUACUGAUGAUGCAUCAGAGGAAAAUAUUAUAGCAUCACCCCAGAAAGACUGUGAAGCUCCAGAUGAAGCAAACUCUGAUUCAGGCAGGAAACAAGAAGCACAUCCACAGCCAGGACAGAAAGUUAUAAAGGAUUUGUGGAAACCUGCUGACUUGUUUAGUACCUUGGGUGAAAGAGAAGGGGAGAAAGCCUUACUGGAAUUUAAAAAGACCCAAUGGAAGAAGGAAUUAGAUGAACAGGUAGCACUGAAGAAGAAACUGAAAGAAACUUUGGAGGGAGAAGUGGGUUAUUUCUGGGCAAAACUUGGCAGUAAUAAAACCCAUAAAGUGGAAACACCUGACCCAGACCAGACAGUGUUUCCAGCUGGCUCAGUUCAUGGCACUGAGGCAAACUCUGCCUGUACAGCUGCUUUAGCCACGGAGGCUGGUGGAGUUGCACGGAAUGUUCCAAGAGCUCCAGCUGGGCACUCUUCUGAUUUCAGUUCCUCUGACUUCCCAGCUGGCAGUUGCACAGCACUGGCUUUCAGGGAAGCUGUGCCACAGGAGCGACCUUUUAGUGUUUUCAAACGUGAGCAACAGAAGAAGUGGCUUGAAGAGUUGGACAAGCAGAAGGAAGAAGCUAAACUACGAAAAAUAGAAGAAAAACUUAAUUUAUCCAAGGCAGAGGAGCAUGACAGAUGGGAAAUGCAUUUUGAUUCUUUUAAGAACCACUUCAAUGCUAAUGCACAGCACUCCUUAAAUGGAAUGCACAGAAAGCCUGAAAGUCUUCAGGACCCGACUGCUCUCCUUCACCCUCUGUCACCUGCAGCUUUGGGCAACCUCAUGCCCUUACAGAUGGGAACUGCAGAAAAAGCUGCUAAAAAUGGUGCUUUGGAGCAAAGUCAGAGAGUCAGCUUCCUCCGUUCCAUGACGGCUCUGCUGGACCCUGCACAGAUUGAGGAGAGGGACAGGAGGCGGCAGAAGCAGUUGGAACAUCAGAAAGCAAUAAUGGCUCAGGUGGAAGAAAAACGGAAGAAGAAACAACUGGAGGAAGAGCAGAGAAAAUGGGAAGAGCAACAGGAAGAACUGCGCCUGGCACGAGAAAAAGCACAACUGCAGAAACAGUUUGAAGAGGAAAUGCUCGCACAAAAACAAAAGGAGGAACUUGUAACUCUUAAAGCCAGAGAGUUUUAUCAGACAAUGGAGAAAGCUCAGGAAUUAUCCCAGGGAUCAAAACAAGAACAGCACACUCCAGACUUGGCUCAGAAGGCACAUGACAUUUCAGCACUUCAGAACAGUCUUGCUGGUGGCAAGUGUGAUACAGGGUUUGAAAACGGUAAUUGUGGCAUUUCAGCACAAAGUUCUGAUUUCCCAGCUGGUGUGGAGAGUCCCCCUGAGCAGCAGGCUGCUCCUUGGAAGGACAGCGCCGUGCAAACAGAUUGCUUUAAUACUUCAGCAUACACUGAGCCAGCUGAAGAAAGGACCGUGUGUUGUGAAUCACCUGAUAUUUCUGUGGAAUAUAAAGAAGCCUCUAAUGGCAAAAAAUACCAGAAGGAAAUGCAGUAUAUGGAUAAAAAUAAACUUACAGGAAAGGAGACUGGUGGUGUUUAUAGUGAUCUAUAUGAGCAAUAUGCAAGAAAAGAAAGACACAUGAAAUCUUCAGAAAAAUACAGCAAAAGACCUGACUGGAACAUAAACAAGCCUGGGAAAAGAUACAUUCCAGCCUCAGAAAGGUACCCUAAAGCACUACAGAAAGAGAGGGAGGAGAGCAGAGUGCGCCGCCAAAUGGAGCUGCUGCAGCUGGUGGAAAGGAACAGCCCCGGGCAGCUGAGUGCACGAACGGGGAGGCACUCCUCAGCCUGGGCUCGCUCACCUCGGCGAGAAACAGCUGCCAGGAGCAAGGGCCUCCGGGCCAGAAAGGAAGAAAAAUUUCAUAAGAAUCACUUGAAUGACGAAAGCUCUGCAUCGCCGCGUGUUCCAGCAGUUAGGAGCAGAUUACUCCAAGUGCAACGCAGACAGACGCAGGCAUCUCCUUUCCUGGUGCAGGAGCAGCAGGGUGGAAGCGAGGAGGAGGCGCGGGCGGACCCCGGGCAGAGGAGCCCUCCCUCGGCGCAGUUUGUGCCCUACGUGCGGACACGGGAGGUUUAUUGCCUGCCCCCAGAGGCGCCGCUGAGCCAGCCCUCGACACAGCAGCCCCACGAUUCUUACCAAAUGCCGCGACAGAUUUUUAGCUCAGAUCACAUUAGAGAUCCUCUUCUAAAUCCUGAUGCAGUUCCAAUCAGAGAGAGGCAAGAAGAAAUUCUCAAAGGAUUGUCAAAAUUACGACAGGGCCUCCUGCAGAAGCAGAAGGAGCUGGAGAACACUCUGAUUCCCAUUGUAGCUCAAGAGAACUUCAUGCCACCGUUUUGAGAGGUGCCUAUGAAUGUUCUGAAUGUGGAAAUGCACAGCACUUUGCUACUGUAAUUAACUAUGAAGCACCUCUUUUUUAUGAAAAUUAAAUUAUGAGAAUUUUGAUAGACUGUGGGGUUAUGUUAUUUUAAACUUACGAUGGUUUGUCUGUUUAGAAUGGUUUUCAUGCUACCUGAAGGCAUGUGUCCAUUUAAUACAAACAACCAAAAACAUGGAAGUGAACUAGGGGUCACUUCAAAAACAUGGGGUUUUGUAGAACUCAGUGUGAAUUUUGAUAAAUAAAAAGAUUAAGAUGUAUUCUGAAUGGUUUUAGUCAUUUUUGUUGGCAUUUUAAACUAUACAAAGCUGCUUGUAUUUCAAUAUUCAGCCACCUUUUAGGCUUAUACGGUGAAUAUCAACUCAAGUACUCCCAGAUUCUAAGACCACAGUUCAUGACACAAUCUGCUACAAUUCAUUGAUAAAAGGGAGGGGUUUUUUUCCGUUUGCUUUGUUUGUUUGUUUGUGUGCUUUUUCUUCAGAAAAAAUUACUCGCCAUGUUUGGGGGGAGGUU
This is a messenger RNA of Hirundo rustica (Barn swallow), 4274 nucleotides long. RefSeq names its product coiled-coil domain containing 66 (gene CCDC66). The coding region runs from base 914 to 3724 and encodes 936 amino acids. Gene Ontology annotation, cellular component: cilium; microtubule. Gene Ontology annotation, molecular function: microtubule binding. The record is from RefSeq and is a predicted model, not a curated record. The transcript has 18 exons. Lineage: Eukaryota; Metazoa; Chordata; Aves; Passeriformes; Hirundinidae. Gene Ontology annotation, biological process: cilium assembly.